AUGCCCGCAAACUACCCCAACCGGAACCGGGGCUAUGAACUCCUUGAUGACCGCCUGUGCUUCCUCUUUUCGGCCCGCGGCUCCAUCUUGUCCACGCUUGUUCCCAUUCGAUCACUGAUUAAUACGCCAGUCACGUCGACGACGCGACCACCGUCAUGUCCGAUAAACCUGGGCACUGGGCAUUUUUUCCACCCUGAGUGCCGGCAACUAUUACGCACGCCUCCCGGAUGCACACCAGGGUAUGCGGAGGCCUUAUUGAUUUAUGGCUUACGAGUAGUCGCAGAGUCUACGAGUCGUGUGUCAACGCCUGCAACUGCUCGAGCACUUCUGCUCUGGCUGGACGGUCGUUGUUUCGACUAG
This is a messenger RNA of Pyricularia pennisetigena, 360 nucleotides long. RefSeq lists its product as uncharacterized. NCBI's taxonomy places the organism in Eukaryota, Fungi, Ascomycota, Sordariomycetes, Magnaporthales, Pyriculariaceae. The transcript is spliced from 3 exons. The record is from RefSeq and is a predicted model, not a curated record. Bases 1 to 360 code for a protein of 119 amino acids.